This is a messenger RNA of Columba livia (rock pigeon), 303 nucleotides long. Its product is annotated as feather beta keratin-like. The transcript has a single exon. Gene Ontology annotation, cellular component: intermediate filament. The coding region runs from base 1 to 303 and encodes 100 amino acids. Gene Ontology annotation, molecular function: structural constituent of cytoskeleton. The record is from RefSeq and is a predicted model, not a curated record. NCBI's taxonomy places the organism in Eukaryota, Metazoa, Chordata, Aves, Columbiformes, Columbidae.
AUGGCCUGCUACGACGUCUGCCGCCCCUGCGGACCCACCCCGCUGGCCAACAGCUGCAACGAGCCCUGUUCCCUGCAGUGCCAGGACUCCCGCGUCGUCAUCCAGCCUCCCGCCGUGGUGGUCACCCUGCCAGGACCCAUCCUCACCUCCCACCCCCAGAGCACCGCCGUCGGAUCCUCCGCAUCGGCUGCCGUGGGCAACGAACUCGGCGCUCAGGGAGUUGCCAUCAACUCUGGCAGCUUUGGUUACGGCUUCGGGGGCCUGGGCGGCUUCGCCGGCAGAAGGGGUGGAUACAUCUGCUAA